Molecule: messenger RNA, 1266 nt
Organism: Ricinus communis (castor bean)
Lineage: Eukaryota; Viridiplantae; Streptophyta; Magnoliopsida; Malpighiales; Euphorbiaceae
Product: galactose mutarotase
Exons: 4
Coding region: 39-1118 (359 amino acids)
Biological process (GO): beta-D-galactose catabolic process via UDP-galactose, Leloir pathway; glucose metabolic process
Molecular function (GO): aldose 1-epimerase activity; carbohydrate binding
Source: RefSeq, a predicted model, not a curated record
UAUUGUAUUAACUUAAAUACAAAAAGGAAAAACAAAAAAUGGGAAAGAUAUCUUUUCUGUUUUGCUUUUGCAUUUUGGUAGCCUUUGGAUUUGCCAAUGGCGCUGAAGAAAAGGUUGAAUUUUAUGAACUUAAGAAGGGAAACAUUUCCAUGAAGCUCACUAACUGGGGUGCAUCUAUUGUCUCUUUUGUUAUUCCUGAUAAAACUGGAAAGCCAAUUGAUGUUGUUCUCGGUUAUGAUACCAUCAAGGAGUACCAAACCGACUCGACAUAUUUUGGAGCAGUCGUGGGACGUGUUGCCAAUAGAAUUGGAGGUGCUGAAUUUAAGCUAAAUGGAAAAACAUAUAAACUACCAGCCAACGAUGGCAAAAACAUGCUUCAUGGUGGCGCUAAAGGAUAUUCUGAUGUUGUCUGGAAAGUCACCAAGUACAAGAACAGUGGAAAUGCUCCUUUCAUUGUCUUUACCCAUCGCAGCUCUGAUGGUGAAGAAGGAUUCCCCGGUGCACUUCGAGUAGUUGUCACUUACACACUUCUUGCAGAUGGUCAAUUGAGCGUUUUCAUGAAAGCAAAAGGUCUUGAUGAUAAGGUAUCUCCAGUCAGUCUGGCCCAACAUACUUACUGGAACUUAGCUGGUCACAACAGUGGGAAUAUCUUGGAAGCAAAGGUUCGGAUUUUCGGACAAUUUUACACCGCGGUUGAUGAGAACCUGGUCCCAACCGGUCAACUUCUGUAUGCAAGAGGAACUGCAUAUGAUUUCACUGAACCUGAACUUAAGCCUGUCGGGAAAAGGAUUGACCUGCUUCCUAAAGGUUAUGAUAUUAACUAUGUUCUCGAUGAUUUUGAGCCCAACAAGAUAAGGCAGGUAGCAAUAGUAGAGGAUGUCAAGUCAGGAGUGAGAAUGGAGUUGGCUACAGAUGCUCCUGGCUUGCAAUUCUACACUGGUAACAUGAUCAACAAUGUCAAGGGAAAAGGUGGCGUUGUGUACCAAGCUCAUGCAGGUUUAUGCUUGGAGACUCAAUGGUACCCUGAUUUUGUUAACCACCCUGCGUUCCCUCAAUCCCUGGUGCAGCAAGGAAAGGUUUACAAGCAUCACAUGCUGUUCAAUUUCACAACCAUUUGAGAUUGUUCUGUGUUUGAUAUUUAUACAUUUAUCAAUCAAACAAUCCAAAUAUGAGUAGAACCCCAUCGGAAACUAAUUCUAUUAUAAAGUUAAAUAAUGUAUCUUGUAAAUCUUUUUUACUGAUGAAUAAUAUCCCAAUUUGAGAUCA